This is a messenger RNA of Naumovozyma castellii, 1515 nucleotides long. RefSeq lists its product as uncharacterized. The record is from RefSeq and is a predicted model, not a curated record. NCBI's taxonomy places the organism in Eukaryota, Fungi, Ascomycota, Saccharomycetes, Saccharomycetales, Saccharomycetaceae. The transcript has a single exon. The coding region runs from base 1 to 1515 and encodes 504 amino acids.
AUGCAACUAAAAAAACUAUUCGCCUCUGUGGCAUUGUUGGCUAUGAACCGAGCCUUUGUUCAUGCUACACCACCAACACCACCUACACCACCUGAUCCAACUGAAUGUGUUAGCUGUCACUACAAUACUGAAUGGGAAUGUACCCCUACCACCAUUACAUACUCUUCCAUGACUGUUUAUCAGGACGGGCCUACUUGGACUUCCUCCUUUAUUACAGGUGAAGUCACUUCUACAGACUGUGCAUCCACCGAAGUUACUAAGUGUUUCGAAGACUCGUGUAAUGAUGAUCCUUUAAUAACAGAUUAUGAACCUCACACUUCAGAGUGGUGUCAAUAUGAACUUACUUCUAUUUCAAUUGGUACCACUAGAUAUCCAUAUGAUUGUAGAUUUGUUAUUCGUCAUCAUGCGGAGUGUAGUACCUCUACUUUGACUUUAUAUGAUUAUAGCACUAAGUCAGUAUGCUCUGAUAUUACGACAAGCUUAGAUUGUCCAACUCCUCCAACACCAACACCAACACCAACACCAACUCCAACACCAACUCCAACUCCAACUCCAACUCCAACUCCAACUCCAACUCCAACUCCAACUCCAACUCCAACUCCAGAGCCAACUCCAACUCCAACUCCAACUCCAACUCCAACUCCAACUCCAACUCCAGAGCCAACUCCAACUCCAACUCCAACUCCAGAGCCAACUCCAACUCCAACUCCAGAUCCAGAAACGACACCAUGUGGUCCAGGCAAUUCAGAUAGUUCAUGUCUUCCUCCAGCAAGUACGGUUACUGUUCCAGUCACCUCUCUUGUUACCAUCUCUACUACCUCCUUUGUUCCACCACCACCACCAACCACCGUGAAGACUACCGAUUUCAUCACCACCAUUCAAACAUUAACUACAUGUAUUGAAGAAGAACCAUGCGAACCCACCACAACCACAUUAACAUUUACCUCUGUAAAGACCCAGGUUAUUUCUGAAUGUCUAACUUUCACUUGUGCUGAACCAGAAUGUCUUGAACCUCAAACUUUUACUACUACAUUGACUAUUGACUGUCCUGCCGCUGAAUGUACGCCAGCUCCAGCUUCUCCAGAAUCUCCAGCUGAUGUUGAUUCUGGUUCCGAAGGUUCUUCAGGCUCUCAAGACUCUCAAGAUUCUUCUGAUGCUUCCGAUUCGCAAGGUGCCUCUGAUUCUUCUGGCUCUCAAGGUGCUUCUGGCUCUCAAGGUGCUUCUGGCUCUCAAGGUGCUUCUGGCUCUCAAGGUGCUUCUGGUUCCCAAGGUGCUUCUGGUGCUUCUGGUUCCCAAGGUGCUUCUGGUGCUUCUGGUGCUUCCGGCGCUUCUGAUGCUUCCGGUGCUCAAGGUGCAUCCGGUGCAUCUAAUGCUGAAACCACCACCAUUCAACCAUAUCAUACUUUAGCUGCAGAAGAUGAAUAUCAUGAAUUACAAGCCUUUGAAGGUGCUGCCAAUAUGUUAGACACCAUCAACCCAUGGUAUAUCUUAGGUGCUAUUCCAUUAUUCUUAUGA